AGAAAAGUCGAGGAAAAGUAAGAAAAGGAAGGAUGAGAGGGCUUCUAGUUGGUUUCCAUUUCUAUCCCGUUCUGUUGAGUGGUGUUGCUUUGUUUCUUGUGGCUUUCAGUUCGUCUUUGCACACUGACUUGAGCAGGGACGAGGUUUUCGAGCGAAUUGAAGGAUUUGAGCUAAUUGGUCACAUCACCAAGACAUUAUAUGCUGACGAAAUAAGCUGUGGAUUGAGUUGCCUUCGAGAUGAAAAAUGCCAAUCUUACAACAGCAAAUCCGAUGCUAGUGAUAUAAAGAAGGAAUGUCAACUGAGUAAUCAAACCAAAAAUUCAAGUCCGGAAAACCUGAGGUGUAACCCACGUUCUACUUAUUAUGGAAGAGGUAAACGAGGUUGGGAUUUUGCUCAUCCGGCCUUCUCCUGUAAAGAAAUUCUGGACUCUGGACACUCCAAAGGUAAACGAGGUUGGGAUUCUGCUCAUCCGGCCUUCUCCUGUAAAGAAAUUCUGGACUCUGGACACUCCAAAGGAGACGGGGAGUAUUGGAUCGACCCUGAGAAGAGUGGAGACCCUUUGAAGGUCUAUUGUGACAUGUCAAGAUAUGGUGGAGGUUGGCUUCUGGUGUCAAAUGUUGAGUUCGGAAGUCCCUCUCCUAAGGUGUCAGUUGAGACAUCAUACCGUGGAAUAGGUAAGUCACACAUGGUUCUGCAGAAGAGUGCCAUGAAAGAGCUCAAAAGAUACUUGUCCUUCACUCAGCUGAGAUUCCACUGCCACAAGAAACAGGGACGCACAUUCCACGUGGUCACAGCUUCCAACAGCUCAGGCGAAGCUGUGGUCCGGUACUUCAGCGGUCAGACAGAUGAGCAACCGGACGCCUGUGGUUCGUUUGUGAGAGUGACGUUGGAUGACAAUUCCGAGUUAGCUGGCAUUUGCAAAGAUUGGGGUCGACAAGUAAGUGGAGAGUCCGAAAUUAAGUGGAGAGUUGGAAAGUGGGGACAUGGUGAAGAUCAAAAGAGGCUAUACCGGUAUCCCGUCUUGAUAAAAAACGGUCAUCAACUUAGGGUCCAACUGGAUGACGUUGGCGACCUCAGAAAAAUGGAAUGUGAUGAUAGCUCCGCUCCCAAUGUUGGCACAAACGGCGAUUUCUGGAGAGUCUUUGUUCGUUAG
This is a messenger RNA of Pocillopora verrucosa, 1154 nucleotides long. The record is from RefSeq and is a predicted model, not a curated record. Lineage: Eukaryota; Metazoa; Cnidaria; Anthozoa; Scleractinia; Pocilloporidae.